This is a messenger RNA of Aspergillus wentii DTO 134E9, 1989 nucleotides long. Its product is annotated as cytochrome P450. Gene Ontology annotation, molecular function: iron ion binding; oxidoreductase activity, acting on paired donors, with incorporation or reduction of molecular oxygen; heme binding. The record is from RefSeq and is a predicted model, not a curated record. Bases 38 to 1651 code for a protein of 537 amino acids. NCBI's taxonomy places the organism in Eukaryota, Fungi, Ascomycota, Eurotiomycetes, Eurotiales, Aspergillaceae. The transcript has 4 exons.
GCUCGUUCUGCUGUAGAUCAGACAUCAACACUUCAAUAUGGAUACACCGCGGUUUUAUACAACAGCAGCCAUUGCUGGCGUUGCCACUCAUCUCUUCUACUUCAAACAUGGCGAACAUCAUCUCCAUGCCAUUCGAUAUAUGGUCAUCUUCUUUGCAUCGGUUGUGACAAGCAUUGCCUUGAUGACUGCCCAUGGCGAGUCAGUCUACCAUGCUUCAUCCCAAGUCAGCCAGAUAACGGCAAUCUAUCUUGGUGGUCUCUAUGCCAGCCUGACUAUCUACCGUCUCCUUUUCAACCCCCUCAAUCGACUCCCCGGACCCAUCGGGGCCCGUCUCUCUUCACUCUGGUUCUCAUCCCAACUCAUCAAAUCCUUGACUUCAUAUCGAACCCUCAACGCCCUGCACAAAAAGCACGGCCAGAUCGUGCGAAUCGGCCCUUCCGAGCUCUCCAUCAUUACCCCCAACGCCGUCAAAACCGUCCAUGACCCCAAAUCCGGCUGCACUCGCGCCGAAUACUACGACAUCACCUUCCCCGCCGUCUCCCUCCAAACAACCCGCGACAAGACAUUCCACCACCAGAAGCGGCGCGAGUGGAGUCAGGCGUUUGGCAGUAAAGCGUUGCACAGCUAUGAGCCGCGUAUCAGGGCGCAUCGCGAGCGGUUCAUCGCACAGGUUGCUAAGACCGACUCGCCGAUCGAUAUCACCAAGUGGUUUUACUGGUACGCGUUUGACGUCAUGGGCGAUCUCUCGUUUGGGUAUUCGUUUGGGAUGGUCGAGGAUGGGAAGGAUCACUGGGCGAUUCGGCUUCUGAAUGACUCGCUGCGUCCGUUGGGGUAUAUGUUGCCUGUGUGGCUGUUUCAGGUGGGAAUAUCGAUUCCCGGUCUGGCGAGGGAUUGGUGGGGGUUUAUUGAUUUUUGUUAUCAGCGGUUGGAGGGGAGGUUAAAUGUUGAACCGACUAUCCCUGAUAUCAGUACAGCUGUUCUGGCACCGCUAAAGGGAAAGACACUUACCGAGCAGGAUCGGAAUAUCAUGCGAGGAGAUGCGCAGUUGAUGGUGGUGGCUGGGAGCGAUACAACCGCAACCUCCCUCUCAUCCAUCUUCUACGAACUCUGCUCCCAUCCCAACCACAUCGCCAAACUCCGACAAGAGCUCGCUCCCCAUCUAACAGAAUCAGGAACAUACCACCACGAGAAUCUCUUCCACCUCAACCAUCUCAACGCCGUCAUCAACGAAGCCAUGCGUCUUCAUCCGCCUAUCCCAAGUGGUAUGACCCGUCUUACGCCUCCGGAGGGAAUUACCAUCGACGGUGUCUACAUCCCAGGUAACACGACACUGUUUCUGCCUCAAUAUCCGACAGGAAGGAAUGAGGCUAUCUACGACCAGGCAGACAGCUUCAUCCCGGAAAGAUGGUAUUCAAAGCCGGAAAUGAUCAAGGAGAAGUCGGCUUUUGCGCCGUUUCUUAUUGGACCAUACAAUUGUAUCGGCAAGCCCCUCGCCCUCUUGAACAUUCGCACUCUCGUGGCGCAGCUAGUAACAGACUUCGACUUUGAGUUUGCACCUAGUGAGAAUGGAGAGGAGUUUAUGGGUGAGGCUAUGGAUCAUAUUACGUUGGAGUUGGGGAAGUGUAUGGUUAGUUUUCGGGCGAGGGAGUGAUCUCUCUUUACUUUUUUACGAGAUGGAAUAGGAUGAGAUCAUGUUUCUAUUAUGGACUACGAAUAUGUUAUUAGAUAGUAACGGUGCUUUAUUCUGCUAUUUAGGUAUAGCGAAGUGUAACUGAAUCCACCCAUUCUGUUGCCUGUCCUUCAGAUACAGAAAGCUAGGAAUGAAAUGAAACACCGAAAAAAACCAGCCCUAAUAUGAAUAAAUGCCCAUAAGUCCAUCGGCAAUCAAUUGUUAAAAGUUGAAACGAUCGAGAUCACAGUCGACAUCAAUGUUGCGCAAUUGACGAUCGAAAUCGGAAGACGAUGACCGUCACGGUAGCACUAUUCUGG